UGUUGCUCAAGGAUAUAUAAGAGCGAGGGAAAGAGGCUUGGAGCAUUCACCCGAGUCCGCCUUGGUUUUCACUCCCUCAACGCAGCGCAAAGAAUAAAAAAUGGCCUUCGCUGGUGUACUUGUCGAUGCUGAAGUAAAAGCAGCUCUUGAUGGCUGCGCAGCUGCUGACUCCUUCAACUACAAGACCUUCUUCAAGGCAUGCGGCUUGUCCGGCAAGUCCGCCGAAGAAGUCAAGAAGGCCUUCUUCAUCAUUGACCAGGACAACAGUGGCUUCAUUGAGGAGGAUGAGCUUAAGCUGUUCCUGCAGAACUUCUCCGCCAGCGCCAGAGCACUCACCGACAAGGAGACCAAGGCUUUCCUCUCCGCUGGUGACAGUGAUGGUGAUGGCAAGAUCGGAGUCGAUGAGUUUGCUGCCCUUGUAAAGGCAUAAUUUUCCAUUGACCAAGAUCCCCUUCUUUUCAUGGAACUGCGAACUGCAAGAUUCAGUAAUCAUCAGCUGAAAGAAUAUUUUUUUAUACCUUAUUUAUGAGUUGCCUGCAGAUUAUUUUCUAAACAUGGAACACAUACUUUACUGUGAAUGUUACUCAGAUGUGUUAAAUGUUCUGAAAUGUCUUGUGCAAACUGUAAAACACCAUCUGCACUUUUGAGGAAGAGUGAAAAACCAGGAAUAAAUACUCUUUUGGUGUAAAUCAU
Molecule: messenger RNA, 693 nt
Organism: Morone saxatilis (striped sea-bass)
Lineage: Eukaryota; Metazoa; Chordata; Actinopteri; Moronidae
Product: parvalbumin beta-1-like
Exons: 5
Coding region: 101-430 (109 amino acids)
Cellular component (GO): cytoplasm; nucleus
Molecular function (GO): calcium ion binding
Source: RefSeq, a predicted model, not a curated record